UUUUGAUUUGUUGCAUAAUGAAGAUUUAGCAGUGAUUACAUCAUUUGGCUUAUUUAUAUGGUCAACUUGGCAAAAAGAUGAAAAAAUUAGAAAAAUUCAAGUAUUGUAUUAUAUGUCUUAUGGGGAUCACAACACUUAUCUUGAAUAUAAACAAUCAUAUACAAGUGAUGAUCAAUUACUUCUUAAAGAAUUGCUAGAUAACUUAUUAGAUGA
Racocetra persica is the source of this 213-nucleotide messenger RNA. Lineage: Eukaryota; Fungi; Glomeromycota; Glomeromycetes; Diversisporales; Gigasporaceae. The record is from the annotation of a GenBank genome assembly.